UUUGACCAAAGGAAAGAGAGAGAGUUUUUAUGUUGGGUGAGAGAGACAGUUUAUUUUGAGAGAGUAGAAGAAAAGAAAAGAAAAGAAAUUCUGUCUGUUUUCGAAAAAUUCCAUUUCUAUCCUUCUUCUUCUUCCUCCUCCCCUCUUUUUCUCUGUAAAUGGGGAGAGAGAUGUCGUUGUUAUCAUUAUCAGAGAGAGGAAACAGAGGUUGAUUUUAUUGGAGUUGAUUUUGAUUUGUUUGCUACAUUUUUUGUUUUGGUUAACUCUCUGCUAAGAAGAAGAUCAAUCAAAUCGAGAAGAUUAGGGGGGGAUUCUUGUUCUUGUUGUUGUUGUUCAGUGUGUUGCGGGUGGAAGAAAGGAGGAAUCAUGCAUGUAAUGCGCCGUUUGAAGAGUUAUGCCUCUGGUCGAUCUUCCAUUUCUGAUCCCGCCGGCGAUACGAACACGAAAAGGGUGAAGGUUGAGCAGGAAAUAGAACCGGAAGUUGCCCCGGUAGAAGUAGAAGCUGCUCCUGCGGCUGCUGCUGCUCAUCAUUCUGUAGUAGAUAAUAAAAUAGAGGCUGCUGCUGAGAGAGGAGAAGAGAAUAUUGCUUCUACAUCACAAGAGAAUGAUGCAAGUACUUCUGAAGAUCCCGCUGCUAUUCCUAAAGCGGCUGAAAAAUCUGGUGUUGAUCAACUUCCGAAAGAAUUAAAUGAAAUGAAAAUUAAAGAUGAUAAAAACGACAAUAAUGAUGAUGAUAAGAGUAUGGAAGCCACUGUUGUAAAUGGUAAUGGAACAGAGACGGGUCAGAUAAUUACUACAACUAUAGGUGGUCGAAACGGUCAGCCAAAACAGACUAUUUCAUAUAUGGCAGAGCGAGUGGUUGGCACUGGUUCAUUUGGUGUUGUAUUUCAGGCCAAGUGCUUAGAAACAGGCGAAGCGGUUGCUAUAAAGAAGGUUCUACAGGAUAAAAGAUACAAGAAUAGAGAACUCCAAAUUAUGCGCAUGUUUGACCAUCCUAAUGUAGUUCAACUAAAACACUGGUUCUUUUCGACUACUGAAAAAGAGGAGGUGUUUCUCAAUUUGGUACUGGAAUAUGUUUCUGAAACUGUUUACCGAGUUACGAAGCACUAUAGCAGGAUGAACCAACAUGUUCCCAUUAUCUUUGUACAAUUGUAUACUUACCAGAUCUGUCGUGCGCUUGCUUACAUACAUACUGUUAUCGGAGUGUGCCAUCGUGACAUUAAACCGCAAAAUUUAUUGGUAAACCCACACACUCAUCAGUUAAAGAUAUGUGAUUUUGGAAGUGCAAAAAUGUUGGUUCCCGGAGAGCCCAAUAUAUCAUACAUUUGUUCUAGGUACUACAGGGCUCCAGAAUUGAUCUUUGGAGCCACUGAAUACACAACAGCCAUUGAUAUGUGGUCCGCUGGGUGUGUUUUUGCGGAGUUGCUUCUGGGACAGCCUUUAUUUCCAGGAGAAAGUGGUGUUGAUCAGUUGGUGGAAGUCAUCAAGGUUUUGGGGACCCCCACAAGAGAAGAAAUUAAAUGCAUGAAUCCAAAUUAUACAGAGUUCAAGUUUCCUCAGAUCAAGGCUCAUCCAUGGCACAAGGUUUUCCACAAGAGGAUGCCUCCUGAAGCUGUUGAUCUGGUAUCAAGGCUCCUUCAGUAUUCACCAAGUCUGCGCUGCACUGCUUUAGAGGCAUGUGCACACCCGUUUUUUGAUGAGUUGCGAGACCCAAACGCUGUCUUGCCUAAUGGCCGUCCACUUCCUCCAUUAUUUGAUUUCACGCCUCAGGAGCUGGCUGGUGCACCCCCUGAACUAGUCCAACGACUAAUUCCUGAGCAUGUCAAGAAAUAAAUAUGAACUUUGCAAAUAGUCUAGAGGCAAUGUCAAUAGUUAUAGUGGUAGUAGUGGCUUUAGUACAAUUUCUGUGGGUUUCCAAUUUUUCUUUUUUCCAGUCGAUUUUAUGGAGAUAAGUGCUAAGUAGUUGCCUACUGGUUGUAACGGAAUGUGCGAUUUGGUUGUUUUUUAGACAUAAUAAGGCAACGCCAACAUUAUGUCUAUUUCGAUGUUGUAUUAUCUAUAAUGUUAUAUAAUAUCAAUUCCGGACUUUGUUAGAUCAAUUUACUAAUUUACUAAUGAUCUUU
Molecule: messenger RNA, 2123 nt
Organism: Papaver somniferum (opium poppy)
Lineage: Eukaryota; Viridiplantae; Streptophyta; Magnoliopsida; Ranunculales; Papaveraceae
Product: shaggy-related protein kinase alpha-like
Exons: 13
Coding region: 367-1833 (488 amino acids)
Biological process (GO): signal transduction; protein phosphorylation
Cellular component (GO): cytoplasm
Molecular function (GO): ATP binding; protein serine/threonine kinase activity
Source: RefSeq, a predicted model, not a curated record